Messenger RNA from Cicer arietinum (chickpea), 489 nucleotides. NCBI's taxonomy places the organism in Eukaryota, Viridiplantae, Streptophyta, Magnoliopsida, Fabales, Fabaceae. The record is from RefSeq and is a predicted model, not a curated record.
AUGGCUAGUGGAAGGAAUGACGAUGCGAUUGCUAAGGCUAUAGAGUGUAUAGCCGGAGUUACAACUUUGACUGAACCCCGAGCUACUGCACAAGCUGCUACUCAAGCUACCCAAAUUGUUGCUCAAGCUACUGCUUACACUGGUGGUCAAGGAAAUGUGCAAAUAAAUGAGUUUAUGGUGAUGAGUCGAUUCCACAAAGCUAACCCUCCAUCGUUCGAAGGUCACUAUAAUCCCGAUGGAGCUCAGAAGUGGUUGCAAGAGGUUGAGAAAAUUUUCAUAUGGGUGGCAUGUUUUGAAGGUCAAAAGGUGCAUUUGGGAACCUUUAUGUUGACAGAAGAAGCUGAAUAUUGGUGGGAUAAUGCAUGUCAGCGUUUAGAUAAUGCAGGGACUGCAAUUACUUGGGUUGUAUUCAGAAAUAUGUUUCUAGUCAAGUACUUCCCUGAGGACAUCUGCGAUAGGAAAGACAUGGAAUUUGUCAAAUUAGAAUAA